AUGAGGGUGGAAAGAAACGAAAGAAAGGUUGAAUUUGGAGGUGGAACAGAAUUAAGAGAGAGAAUCGUGAGUCAUCAUGGCAUUGAAAUGAAAUUAUUUCUUCGGUCUGUUCGACAAGUCGCCUUAAAAUAUUCUUUUGAGGGUAAUAAGGAAAGUUGGCAACAUCGCAAGAUUUAUGCUCAGCGUGCAAUUGAAUCACAUUUAGAGUUGAUAUGUACAUCAAAUGAUUCCUGUUGCAUUUAUCCAUUUGGAGACAAGCGCAAAGCAAGUUUUCAUUCGCCAUAUGCUCCGCAAAAGUUCUUGCGUUCUGCAUCUUUGGCUUGUAACAAUCAUCAAUUCGAAAUUUUGAAGAAGAAAGAAGAAAAUCAAGAAAGUUCACUUCGUAAGGCUCUGAAGGCUUAA
Messenger RNA from Clunio marinus, 402 nucleotides. The record is from the annotation of a GenBank genome assembly. Lineage: Eukaryota; Metazoa; Arthropoda; Insecta; Diptera; Chironomidae.